AAUUGGAGGAGAGUAAUAGAGUCAUAAAAUAUAAUAUUUAUAUCUAUUAAACUCUUGAUUUUAUAUCGAUAUUUAAUGGUUUAAUGGUAUAUUAAGUAAUUUUCUUCCCGAGACACGUACUACUACUAUUUUAUUUAUUUGUGUGUAGGAAAGAAAGUAUUGGUACAAAUUGCAUUUUACGACACUUUCAGUUAAGAGAAGCAAAUUGCAAGUGGUACUCUCAAGUAUUUCAAGCCCAAAAUUAUUUUACUGGGUAAACAUUUAUAGUUGGGCUUAGAAUAUAACAAUAUGUCAAAGAGCUCAAAACUCUUCUUGGCUCACUAUUAUUGCCUUUAACACACAAAACAAACCACCUGAAGCGAAAUUUCUGGGAUUGAAAUGUCAAGCAAGAGAUAAAGAUGAAAGGGGAUAAAAAUUGAAGCGAGAAACUCGAAUUAGCUAGAGAUGAGCUACACCGAAAACAGGGGGGAGGCCGAAUUGCAGGUGAUAAGAGACAACCUUCUGGGCAGCAGUGAAGAACAGAGAACGAGGCUUGGUUGGGGUUGUGUUCUGAGCUCGCGAAGCUACUGCAAAGUAGCAAAGCAGCGACGGUGAAGUAAAGUGGAGGACGGAGAAGUCGAGGCGACUUAGCGGUGCUCUGUAAUCCUUCAUUUUCUACGGGAAUUCAGAGCUAAAAGGACUCGUGCUCAUAUACUGGAGCAAGCUCGUCAUAUUCCGUUACCUCACAGUGAAAGUUCAUCUUCGGACGAGGAGGGUGAAUGUAAUUUUUAAGAUGGGUGAUCAAACACUAAAGCAGCUUGCAGCUCCAACGUUUGAUCCAAAUUUAUUGUGCAUAGUAGUUGAUGAGGCAGAAAUUGAGAUCAAGCCUGGGUUGAUUAGAGCUCUUCCCACAUUUUCAGGUUUCCGUAAUACUAACUCCUUGGGUUCAGUUCACAUGAAUGAGGCUAUAAGAUUUUUGAAGGAAUUUCACAUAGCAUGUGCGGGGAUGAAACCAGCUGGUGUAACCCUCGACAAACUCAAGUUAAAGGCAUUUCCUUUUGCCUUGUCUGAUGCUGCCAAGGAGUGGUUAUUUGAAGUACCUACUGGAACCAUCACAACAUGGGAUCAAAUGCUAAAAGUAUUCGUAGAAAGAUAUUUUCCAGCAUCUUUGAUAGCCAAUACCAGGAAAGAAAUAUGUGGAAUUCGACAAGACGAUGCAGAGACACUUCAUGAGUACUGGGAGCGUUUCAAGAAACUAUGUGAUAGUUGUCCAAACCAUCAAAUCAGUGAGCAAUUAUUAAUACAGUACUUUUACGAGGGACUCAGGGAGACAGACAGGAAUCUAGUUGAUGCAGCUAGUGGUGGAGCACUGGUUGACAAAACACCCGCAGAGGCAAAGAAAGUGAUUGCAAACAUGGUUGCAAACUCUCAGUAUCGAGGAGGUCGAAAUAUCAAGUCCACUUCUGUACGUCAAGUUAAUGAAGUGGUGAGUUCUAACCUUGAGCAACAAGUAGCUAAACUCACUUCCUUAGUGGAGCGAGUAAUGAUCGAAAAAGGGCAAUAAAAAGUAUGUGGCCUUUGUUCAAUGGUAGGACACCCAACUGAUAUGUGUCCUACUCUGCAAGAAGAAGAAGCGAAUUCAAUUGGUGGUGGUCAGGGGCAGCAAAGACGUUAUGAUCCAUUCUCUCAUACUUAUAAUCCGGGGUGGAGAGAUCAUCCAAACCUGAGAUAUGGUAAUGCUCAGCAGUAGGCAGGCAACUCUAACCGCAGACCACUAGCUUUCCAACAACAACAAGCUUCUAAUCCUCCACCUGGGUUUCAUCAGCAACCACAAUAUCAGCCGCGACCUCAAUAUCAGCAAGUUUCCCAGCCAUAAUCUGAUAGCAUGUCUCUGGAAGAUAUUGCGAAGGCAAUGGCUGACAACACUUUGCAUUUCCAGCAAGAGACAAGAAGUGGUUUAAAGAAUUUGGAGAACCGAGUUUCUCAGUUAGC
This is a messenger RNA of Chenopodium quinoa (quinoa), 1971 nucleotides long. RefSeq lists its product as uncharacterized. Lineage: Eukaryota; Viridiplantae; Streptophyta; Magnoliopsida; Caryophyllales; Amaranthaceae. The coding region runs from base 773 to 1543 and encodes 256 amino acids. The record is from RefSeq and is a predicted model, not a curated record. The transcript is spliced from 2 exons.